GGCGUGGCCUGGCUUGAGACUUAGUUUGCUUGCUUGCGAGAUAAGCUGCUGCUGCUGCAGAGGUUUAGUAGCCCCAACGUCGGUAUCGCUAGUGCUGAAGGUUCAUGGCUAGGAUGUGGGUGCACUUCGUAAUUUUCCUGUUAUUGAGCAGGACAGCCUCUUCUUUGCAAUGCCCUGAUGGGCAGAAAUGUGAAGGAUCUUCAACAUGUUGCAAGCUCCCUGAAGGAGAUAAGUAUACCUGCUGUGACCAGCCCCAGUUCACAGGAGCAUCUCUUCGCAUGUUGCCCCCAGAGAGCAGGAAUGAGGUAUCUAGUGUUGUGUGCCCUGAUGCUAGCACAUGUCCAGUGACGCAUUCCUGCCAGGUCACCCUGAAUUCCACCUUUGCCUGCUGUCCUUGGGAGGAGGCUAUCUCUUGUGCUGAUGGACAUCAUUGCUGUCCCCUUGGCACCCACUGCAGCACUGAUGGAAGAGUCUGCAUGGAAAAUGAAGAGUCAACCUCUGCUGUCAUAGUCAGGGCUGUUCAAUGCCCAGAUAGUGAAUGGGAAUGCCCAGAUGACUGCACCUGUUGCUUGAUGGCUGAUGGAUCCUGGGGAUGUUGUCCAAUGCCAGAGGCAUCCUGCUGUGCAGACAAGAUUCACUGCUGUCCCCAUGGCGCAACUUGUGAUCUAGUUGAGGCACGAUGCCUUGAAACUUUUGGGGAACAGCCUCUUUUAAAGAAGUUUCCAGCAAAGAAACGGACCCCGGUGUUAAAUUUGACUCAAAAAAACAUCUGUCUUGGUAAUCACUCUUCUUGUCCAGAUGCGGCCACUUGCUGCCCGCUCCCAACUAGCGGAUAUGGUUGUUGCCCUUUACAAAACGCUGUGUGCUGCAGUGACCACCUUCACUGUUGUCCACAGGGCACCCAGUGUGACCUGAAGCAUUCCAUAUGCACCAUGAUGCCUGAGGGAUCAUGGCCCAUCACUCACCUCACUGCAGGCCUCCAGACAGCUCAUGACGUUCAAUGUGAUGAUGAAUAUUCAUGCCCAGAUGGAAAUACUUGCUGCAGGACACUCUCAGGUUCUUGGGGGUGCUGCCCAAUAGAGGAGGCCAUAUGCUGCCUAGAUCAUAUCCAUUGUUGUCCAAAGGGUUACACGUGCAACUUGUCAGAAGGCACCUGCCUGAAAGAUGGCCAAAGGAUUCCUUUGGUACCCAAAAUGGACAAAAGCUCCACAACAGCCUCAGAAAUAGAUUCAAGCUCUACAGCAUCUUCCAUAGGUCAAAUAGUCCAGUGUGAUCCCUUCACAGCUUGCCAGGAUGGCCAGACUUGUUGUCGCCUUGCAACAGGUGCUUGGGGAUGCUGCCCAUUCCCACAGGCCACUUGCUGCCGGGAUCAGAUUCACUGCUGCCCCAGUGGUUACAUCUGUAAUUCAGCAGGCACUUGCGUAAAAGAUGGAGAGCGUAUGCCUUGGGUGGAGAAGACAACAGCGAUUGUUGGCAACUUCCCUUCAAGCAGGGAUGUGAAGUGUGAUGACCGGUUUAGCUGUGCAGAUGGACAAACAUGCUGCAUGCGUUUAGGAGCCUGGGCAUGCUGCCCCCUCUUUCAGGCUGUUUGCUGUGAGGAUCACCAACAUUGCUGCCCUUCUGGCUAUACCUGCAAUGUGGCAGCCCAGUCUUGUGAGAAAAGGCAGUGGCCAGGCCUUGUUGAUGCUGCAGGGGACCUGCUGACUUCAUCACAAACUGCUGUCUCCAGUCAAGAUGUAUUGUGCGGUGAAAAGCACUACUGCCACACGGGCCAGACCUGCUGCAAGGUCAAGAGUGGUGACUGGGCCUGCUGCCCAUAUGAAAAGGGAACCUGCUGUCGUGAUCGGCGCCACUGCUGUCCUUCUGGUUUCUAUUGUUCCCUGUUUGGAUAUCAUUGCUACAGAAAGUCCCCUCUCCGUUGGGACACUGGCACCAUCUCCCCACAUUCUAUUGAAGCCCAUAUUCUGCUCUGAAGUGCCUUUUUUGGGUGGAUUUGCUUGAGGCCUUGAGUUAAAGUGAGCUGUUUCAGGAAGAGUGGUAUAAGGUGGUGAAUGAACCAGGGCCACUUUUGCCAAAUUGCUAUUCAGAUCCUAAGGGAUGCCUUCUAUUCUACAUUUGUCACCACUCUUGGCCAUCUUCACUUAUAUUAAGUCAACCUCUUUACUUCUACAUUUCUUUUUUCCCCCUUUCCAUCCAUGAUUCACUGCUCUGUCCAAAGUCAUGAAGGGUAUAACCUGUAAUCUGAAAAAGGUGCCAUCCUGGGCUUCUGCUCUGAAGGUUUCAUGGGCGCAAAGACUGUCUUUGCCUCAGUCAUUCCUUAACCUUGAAAGAGAAGGGCGUUUCAAUGCACUUUCCAAAAAAGAAAAAUAGAUUGGCAGAUGAUUUUGCCACAUUGCCCCUUCCAGCCUUGUCCCACCUCGCCCUAUCCUCUUCCCACAUGGCCUAGUGUAUUGCUCUGAAUGGCAUCGCCUGGAUUUCUGAAGAGCAAAAGUAUCUUUUUUUCUGAUAGUGUUUGCAAAAUACAGAGAUGCUAAUUGUCCAAAUGAACCACUGCAGGUGUUGAGUCACUUUUGUUUAAAGAAGAGCUGCCCAGCCCACCCUUUCAUGAGAUAUAAUAGCAAUUUCUUCUUAAGAUCUUACUUUGUAGUAGCCCCCCUUCCCUUCUUUAGAAAGGCUUAGCAUUUCUGCAAAGAGAUGCAAGCUUGCUUCUCAGACAAGUAAUAGACAUUUGUUUUGCUUCAGUUGAUAUGUGGAUUUUGGCACCUGAGCAGUUAGGAGGGAAGAUGGUUGUCUUUUAUUAUCUAGGUGUGUUCUGUCCUGUGAUUUCCUCUCCUUCCCCCCCCCCCCAUGCAGAAGGAGCACAUUGAUGCUGCUCCCCCACCCUUUAUCUUUUUUUAAAAUAAGAAACUUCAACUUACAAGUGACAGGUGUUCUCUGUUAUCAGACCUGGAUGCUAUGGUUGUAUGAAAAAAUCAAAUAAAAUUUGAUCAAAGUAA
This is a messenger RNA of Thamnophis sirtalis, 2996 nucleotides long. RefSeq names its product granulin precursor (gene GRN). The record is from RefSeq and is a predicted model, not a curated record. NCBI's taxonomy places the organism in Eukaryota, Metazoa, Chordata, Lepidosauria, Squamata, Natricidae. Gene Ontology annotation, cellular component: extracellular region.